This is a messenger RNA of Vigna angularis (adzuki bean), 1419 nucleotides long. RefSeq lists its product as uncharacterized. Bases 1 to 1419 code for a protein of 472 amino acids. The record is from RefSeq and is a predicted model, not a curated record. NCBI's taxonomy places the organism in Eukaryota, Viridiplantae, Streptophyta, Magnoliopsida, Fabales, Fabaceae. The transcript has 3 exons. Gene Ontology annotation, molecular function: zinc ion binding; nucleic acid binding.
AUGGUUGAAAAUGAGUUGAAACUUUUGAGAGAGGAACAAGUCCAACAUAGGGAGAGAAGUUAUAGUGGAGAGUCCCAAUAUGAACAAGAGGCCUUAAGAGUAGGAGAAUAUUAUCAUCAACCCUCUUCAUCAAGAAGACAUAGGAGGGAAUUUGAAAAUCCUCCUCCUCCUAAGGAAGUUAAUGUGGUAUUGCCUCACUUUCAUGGAAAAGAUAAUGUUGAGGCUUACCUAGAUUGGGAAAUGAAGGUUGAGCAAAUUUUUGCUUGCCAUCAAGUGGGAGAAGAAAGAAAAGUCGCUCUUGCCACCUUAAGUUUUCAAGGGUAUGCAAUGUACUGGUGGACUGCUACAGUCCAAGAGAGACUAAGACAACGACUUCCUCCAAUAAAAUAUUGGAAUGACCUUACAAAUGCCCUUUGGAAAAGGCACAUGCCUUCCUACUACAAAAGAGAACUCAUGGAUAAGCUCCAAAGAUUGCAACAACAAUCUAUGUCUGUUGAAGAAUACAGACAAAAGAUGGAGUUAUACAUGAUGAGGGCAGGAAUAACAGAAGGCGAGGAAACUACCUUGGCCAGAUUUUUGAGUGGAUUGAAUCUUGAUAUCAGGGACAGGGUUGAACUCCUACCUUAUAGAGAUUUGAAUGACCUUGUUCAAAUGUGCAUAAAGGUAGAACAACAAAAUUUAAGAAAAGUUUCUGUUAAAAGAUUUCAAUCCCCCUUUGAACAGAAGAUUGUUAAAGAAAAAGAGCCCCUCAAACCUCUAGCCAAUAUAGUUGAAAAACCCAAACAAGAAUCCUCUUCACACACUCGCACUAGUGAGAUCAAGUGUUUUAAAUGUUUGGGUAGGGGUCACAUAGUUGCUCAAUGUCCUACCAAAAGAACAAUCAUUUUAAGAGGUAGUGACACAUAUAGUAGUGAAAGUGAGAAUGAGCAAGAAAGAGGUAAUAAAGAGGAAGUAUAUCCUUGUGAGGGUCAACUUCUCAUGCACAAGGCUGGUGGAAAAACUGAAUCUUAUUGUGAUACCCUAUCCAAAACCUUACAAACUUCAUUGCUAAAUAAAGAUGGGGAUCUAACAGUCAAGAAUCAAGUUAAAUUGGCAAUUUCCAUAGGAAACUUCAAAGAUGAUGUUAUUUGUGAUGUAGUUCCUAUGGAAGCUUGCCAUGUACUAUUGGGAAGACCAUGGCAAUUUGAUAAUGACACUACACACCAUGGUCUCACCAAUACCAUAACUGUGCACAAAAAUGCUAAGAAAUUUGUGCUUCAUCCUUUGUCACCUGCCCAGUUUGUCCAGCUUGCCCACUUUGUUCCUGACCAAUACUUGAGUGUGGUUUCCACCCUUGAUUGUAGCUCCCUUGAUGGUACUGAUUGGUCAUGUAGUUUACAUCCUCUACGGCUUCAACUGGAAAGGCACAUUGACCAUUGA